Messenger RNA from Metopolophium dirhodum (rose-grain aphid), 1313 nucleotides. RefSeq names its product proteoglycan 4-like. The record is from RefSeq and is a predicted model, not a curated record. The transcript is spliced from 2 exons. The coding region runs from base 198 to 926 and encodes 242 amino acids. NCBI's taxonomy places the organism in Eukaryota, Metazoa, Arthropoda, Insecta, Hemiptera, Aphididae.
UUGUACUGUAAAAUAAAUACGACCUCGUACCGUCAUCCGAGUUUUGUGUUGCUCAUUUAAAACAUCCGAGUGCGAACGCCACCCGCUCCACUCCAUCAACGACCGGCUCUCCGCGGACCACCUACCACCACCGUCGUAGCCGCGUCAAAUUGGCUCCCCGCAGAGGAAUCAUCGCCUCAAGACAGCGUAAAGACAACAUGACCGGCCAACAGCAGGAGAAGUGGCAGCAGGUGGCCGAGUUAAUCCAACGGCUGGGGCUGGUAUCCGGUGGCCAGGAUGAGCCGCGAACAGCCGCCCAGGUCGCGAGGAUGACUACCCGCCAACUCCUGCAGGAUCCAGUGCGGGCGGCCAUCUACAACCGGGGCUGGGCGGACCGUACGAUGGACAUCCAGCGGAGGUUGCGGCCACACCGACCACCAUCAACAUCAACACCCGGCAGCCGCACACCGUCCCUGACAAGGCCACCACCCCCAGCAACGACACCUGCCCCCGUAACACCUGCGGAGCCGGCACCGGUACCCAGGCAAACGGGGGUACUCCCCGGCCCAACGGGAAAGGUGAGGACGGAGGCGCAGCAGGCACGGAACCGCCGGAAAUUCCAGCAGCUAAAGGAAAAGAGGAAAGCCAGGGAAAGCGAGGCAAGCCAACAACGUCGGCUUGCCAAGCAACCCGCGCCAACCUCAGACCCGGAAGCAGCCGGCACGCCUCCGGCCAACCCAACACCGAUGGAGGUGGACAAACCGGCAUCCAAGGACGGCAAGUCCGAGGAGCCGGGACAGCCCACCAGCCAGGAGUCACCAGACCAAUCAGAGGCCACGGUGGACAUAACCGAGGCAGAUUGGCUGGUGGCGUUCGAGGGGAUGCCGGAGUUAGACGACACUCACUCGUUCUACACUCCGGUAGGGUCCCCAAAACACCCCCAGUAACACACACGGGCGCGGGCAAGUCUACCUCAAGCGAAAGCCAGAGGUAGUACAAGCCACCCCCUCCCCUAAUAGCACACAGACACCGGUACAAGUGUACCCCGUGUGACGGUUUGGCGGGGGAGUAUGACACGGUACGCAGCGGCCACCAGUACAAAGUACAGGUACCGCAGCGACCAGUCUACAUUUUUCGUCAACCGCCACUACGGGCUACAGCGCGACAACGCCAACUCCCCCACCACGCCACAAAGGCACAAGGUGGGACGGGAAGGCGAGUCGCGUAGAACGAGUACCGGCCGUCGUAGACCUACAACUAGCAUCAUAACCCACGUCGUGAGUACACACGUUACAACACCAUUGCGAUCCGAUCGAUACGCUGAAUUGUGGAAC